UUCCCUGCAUGCAUCUUGCAUAGCCAUCCUUUGGCGAAAGGGACUGCAGAGCCAGUAGUGAACAUUCUGGAAUGUGGUUGGGAUUCAUGGGCUGUCCUUCCUGCUCACUACAGGAAUGAGGGCUUUUGUAAACCAGCGAAGCAGAAAAAAAACCCCAGAAUUUCACAGCAUCCACCCCUUCCAAAAAAGCCUUUCAUCCUCUAAAUGCAUCCCCCCCCCCUUUUGCACAACGACAUCUUUGCACCUGCAGACAGGACUGCAGUUUCACAGGAACGUUCGGAUGGUUGUGUGUGUGAGAGAGAAGAGAGCGCUUGGAUAUAAUCUGAGGGACCAAGAUUAUUAAAUUUAACUGCUCCUGGUUCCCACUCCUGCAUUGACAAACGAGGGAUGUUUUGAUUGUGGUUUCUAGCCUUGUGGAAGUGGAGGGAGGUGCUGAAUGGAGACAAAGCUGAGAUGGAAGCAAACUAUUCUUGUGCCCUCUGGCACCUGUUUCCAAGCAAUGACCUCAAAGGCCAAGAAACGGGUGGUACUUCCCACACGCCCUGAGCCCCCCAACACAGAACAGAUUCUUGAAGAUGUCCAGCGUACCCAGCCCAACGACCCCGUUUUUGUCCUCCUGGUGGAGCCCAUUGAAGAUCUGCCCACCCCAACGAAGAAUGAAGAUCCAGAGGCCAAGAGGGAACGCCUCUACCGGCUGACCCAGUCCUACGUGGAGAUGAACCACCGCCUCCAGAAGGCCUGCAGUCUGCUCAAGGAGAAGUGCGAGGAGCUGAAACUGGCCGGAGCCACCCUGGAGCAGGGCAUUUUAGAGAUGAAGCAGAGGGCUUUGUGAGAUACUUUUUUGGGGGGGCGGGAAGUGACCACAGUCGAGUUUGACCCACGUUCCCCCACCUCCCC
Thamnophis sirtalis is the source of this 897-nucleotide messenger RNA. It is a transcript of the gene CUNH19orf25, whose product is annotated as chromosome unknown C19orf25 homolog. The record is from RefSeq and is a predicted model, not a curated record. Lineage: Eukaryota; Metazoa; Chordata; Lepidosauria; Squamata; Natricidae.